This is a messenger RNA of Thlaspi arvense, 3086 nucleotides long. NCBI's taxonomy places the organism in Eukaryota, Viridiplantae, Streptophyta, Magnoliopsida, Brassicales, Brassicaceae. The record is from the annotation of a GenBank genome assembly.
AAAAAAAAAACCGAAGCCAUUGAAGCUGGAGGAAGAAGAAUAUGGAGAGUUACUUGAACGAGAAUUUCGAUGUGAAGGCGAAGCAUUCGUCUGAGGAAGCCCUCGAGAAAUGGCGGAAUCUCUGCGGCGUCGUCAAGAACCCUAAACGUCGUUUUCGCUUCACCGCUAAUCUCUCCAAACGCUAUGAAGCCGCCGCGAUGCGCCGCACGAAUCAGGAGAAAUUAAGGGUCGCAGUUCUCGUGUCUAAAGCCGCCUUCCAAUUUAUCUCUGGUGUGGCUCCAAGUGACUACACAGUCCCUGAAGACGUGAAAGCUGCAGGCUUUGAGAUUUGCGCUGACGAAUUAGGAUCAAUCGUGGAAAGCCACGACGUUAAGAAGCUGAAGUUCCAUGGUGGAGUCGAUGGGCUUGCAGGUAAGCUCAAGGCUUCUCCGACCGAUGGUCUCUCAACGGACGCUGCUCAGUUAUCCCAAAGGCAAGAACUUUUCGGAAUCAACAAGUUUGCAGAGAGCGAGCUGCGCAGUUUCUGGGUCUUUGUCUGGGAAGCUCUCCAAGACAUGACCCUUAUGAUUCUUGGUGUUUGCGCGUUCGUGUCAUUGAUCGUUGGAAUAGCUACUGAAGGAUGGCCUAAAGGCUCACAUGACGGUCUUGGCAUUGUGGCUAGUAUCCUCUUGGUUGUGUUCGUCACAGCGACUAGCGAUUAUCGCCAGUCUUUGCAGUUCCGUGAUUUGGAUAAGGAGAAGAAGAAGAUCACUGUUCAGGUGACGAGGAACGGGUUUAGACAGAAGAUGUCUAUCUACGACUUGCUUCCUGGUGACAUUGUUCAUCUGGCGAUUGGAGAUCAGGUUCCUGCUGAUGGUCUUUUCCUCUCUGGAUUCUCUGUGGUGAUUGAUGAAUCGAGCUUGACUGGUGAGAGUGAGCCUGUGAUGGUGAAUGCGCAGAAUCCUUUCCUUUUGUCAGGAACCAAAGUGCAGGAUGGGUCUUGCAAGAUGUUGAUUACAACAGUUGGGAUGAGGACUCAGUGGGGAAAGCUAAUGGCGACUUUGACAGAAGGAGGAGACGACGAGACUCCAUUGCAGGUGAAACUCAAUGGAGUUGCUACCAUCAUUGGCAAAAUCGGUCUUUUCUUUGCUGUGGUUACCUUCGCUGUUUUGGUGCAAGGGAUGUUUAUGAGGAAGCUUUCAUUGGGAUCUCACUGGGUUUGGUCUGGUGAUGAAGCGUUGGAGCUCUUGGAGUACUUUGCAAUCGCUGUGACAAUCGUUGUCGUUGCUGUUCCCGAGGGAUUGCCUUUAGCUGUGACUCUUAGUCUUGCGUUUGCGAUGAAGAAGAUGAUGAACGACAAGGCUCUCGUCAGGCAUUUAGCGGCUUGUGAGACUAUGGGAUCCGCAACGACGAUUUGCAGCGACAAGACCGGUACACUCACGACCAAUCACAUGACAGUGGUCAAGUCUUGCAUCUGCAUGAAUGUGCAGGAUGUAGCAAGCAAAGGCUCUAGCUUGCAGUCAGAGAUCCCUGAAUCUGCUCUGAAACUGUUGAUCCAGUCGAUUUUCAAUAACACUGGAGGAGAAGUCGUUGUGAACAAACAUGGGAAGACAGAGAUCUUGGGGACACCAACAGAGACUGCUAUAUUGGAGCUUGGAUUGUCUCUUGGUGGUAAGUUCCAAGAAGAGAGGAAGUCUUACAAAGUGAUCAAAGUCGAGCCUUUUAACUCCACAAAGAAGCGAAUGGGAGUUGUGAUCGAGCUUCCCGAAGGAGGAAGCCUUCGUGCUCACACGAAAGGAGCUUCAGAGAUUGUUCUGGCUGCUUGUGAUAAAGUUGUGAACUCGAGCGGUGAAGUUGUUCCGCUUGAUGAAGAAUCAACCAAGUAUCUGAAUGUUACGAUCAACGAGUUUGCUAAUGAAGCUCUUCGCACUCUCUGCCUUGCUUAUAUGGAUAUUGAGAACGGGUUUUCGCCGGACGAUGCAAUCCCUUCUUCUGGAUUUACUUGCGUAGGGAUUGUUGGAAUCAAAGAUCCUGUUCGUCCUGGAGUCAAAGAGUCCGUUCAGCUCUGUCGCCGUGCUGGAAUCACCGUGAGAAUGGUUACAGGAGAUAACAUCAACACAGCGAAGGCAAUUGCCAGAGAAUGUGGGAUUUUAACCGAUGACGGUAUAGCCAUCGAAGGUCCUGUCUUCAGAGAGAAGAGCCAAGAAGAGUUACUUGAACUGAUUCCAAAGAUUCAGGUGAUGGCUCGUUCUUCACCAAUGGAUAAGCAUACACUUGUGAAACAGUUAAGGACAACGUUUGAUGAAGUUGUUGCUGUGACUGGAGAUGGAACAAACGAUGCACCUGCGCUUCAUGAAGCUGAUAUUGGACUAGCAAUGGGAAUUGCUGGAACUGAAGUAGCGAAGGAGAGCGCUGAUGUCAUCAUUCUCGACGAUAACUUCAGCACGAUCGUCACAGUUGCUAAAUGGGGACGCUCUGUUUACAUAAACAUCCAGAAGUUCGUUCAGUUUCAGCUUACGGUUAAUGUCGUUGCUCUGAUUGUUAACUUCUCUUCGGCUUGCUUAACCGGGAGUGCUCCUUUGACUGCGGUUCAACUGCUAUGGGUGAACAUGAUCAUGGACACACUUGGAGCUCUUGCUUUAGCUACAGAGCCACCGAACGACGAGCUGAUGAAGCGUUUACCCGUUGGAAGGAGAGGGAACUUCAUCACUAACGCGAUGUGGAGGAACAUCUUAGGACAAGCUGUAUACCAAUUUAUCGUCAUCUGGUUUCUCCAAGCUAAAGGGAAGUCCAUGUUUGGUCUCGACGGUCCUGACUCAACUCUCAUGCUAAACACGCUUAUCUUCAACUGCUUCGUCUUCUGUCAGGUAUUCAAUGAGAUAAGCUCGCGAGAGAUGGAAGAGAUCGAUGUUUUCAAGGGAAUACUAGACAACUACGUCUUUGUGGUUGUGAUUGGUGCAACGGUCUUCUUUCAGAUCAUAAUCAUUGAGUUCUUGGGAACAUUUGCUAGCACAACACCACUCACAUUGGUCCAAUGGAUCUUCAGUAUCAUCAUUGGUUUCUUGGGUAUGCCAAUCGCUGCAGGAUUGAAGACGAUCCCGGUUUGA